Talaromyces rugulosus is the source of this 1377-nucleotide messenger RNA. RefSeq lists its product as uncharacterized. Gene Ontology annotation, molecular function: NADP binding; glutamate-5-semialdehyde dehydrogenase (NADP+) activity. The record is from RefSeq and is a predicted model, not a curated record. Lineage: Eukaryota; Fungi; Ascomycota; Eurotiomycetes; Eurotiales; Trichocomaceae. The transcript is spliced from 3 exons. Bases 1 to 1377 code for a protein of 458 amino acids.
AUGUCCUUGACAGAGUCUUCGGCGCCGGAGAUUGCAAAGAGCGCAUCUCUUGCAGCUCGCCGCAUCGCCACGCUCUCCACGGAGUCUCGCAACAAUGCCCUGACGGUGCUGCACUCGGCCUUGUUAGAAAACCGAGAACACAUCCUCCAAGCAAAUUCUCGAGAUGUCGCGUUGGCUACGCGAGCUGCAGAGGAUGGAAAACUCAACCAAAGCGUUUUGAAAAGGCUCGACCUGUCUCGACCGGGGAAAUAUCAGGAUAUGCUAGACGGGAUUCUUAGUGUCAGAGACCUUGAAGACCCAGUCGGCAAGAUCACUAUGAAAACUCUGUUGGAUGAUGGCCUCGUCUUGGAGCGGGUUAGCUGCCCAUUAGGGGUUCUCCUGAUUAUCUUCGAGGCCCGUCCUGAAGUCAUUGCCAAUAUCGCUGCUCUCUCCAUUAAGUCUGCGAAUGCUGCUAUUCUUAAAGGAGGAAAAGAAUCUACGGAAUCGUUUAUUGCCAUUUCAGAGGUGAUAUCAACAGCUUUAUCAAAGACGGAUAUUCCUACACCGGCCAUUCAGCUCGUCAAAACACGCGAUGCCGUAUCUUCCCUCCUAGCUCAGGAUGACUUGAUUGAUUUGGUUAUUCCUCGUGGUUCCAAUGAGCUUGUGCGACAUGUUAAAGACAACACAAAGAUACCUGUUCUUGGCCAUGCAGACGGACUAUGUUCGGCAUAUAUCCACCUUGACGCUGACCCCCAAGUUGCAACAAGAGUCAUCGUGGACUCGAAAACCGAUUACCCCGCUGCUUGCAAUUCACUGGAAACGCUUCUUGUGCAUGAGACAGUCCUCGAAAGUGUUCUUCCUCAGGUAGCCGAAGCUUUGCUUGCCAAAGGGGUCUCUCUUCGUUGCGACCAGGCUUCUAAAGCCGCCCUCACAAAGGCCCUCUCCCCAGAGAAAGCUACUCUGCUGCAAGAAUCCACAGACCAAGAUUACGACACCGAGUUCCUAGAUCUCAUUCUAGCUGUCAAGACGGUACCAUCUCAGGCUUCCGGGCCACUUGCCGUAGAAUCCGCCAUUGCUCACAUCAAUGCCCACUCGUCCAAGCACACCGACGUCAUCAUCACAGCGUCCAGAGACGUAGCCAACGCUUUCAUGGCCGGUGUAGACAGUGCGGGCGUCUAUUGGAAUGCAUCGAGUCGCUUUGCAGAUGGCAUGAGGUAUGGAUUUGGAACCGAGGUCGGAAUUAGUACAAACAAAAUCCACACCAGGGGACCGGUUGGCCUGGAGGGUCUGACUAUUUAUAAAUAUCUAAUCAGAGGCGAAGGCCACACUGCGGCUGAUUACUCUGGGCAGCCCGGGGGCAGAAGAUGGAAACACGAAAAAUUACAGCUCACGUCAUGA